Molecule: messenger RNA, 716 nt
Organism: Spinacia oleracea (spinach)
Lineage: Eukaryota; Viridiplantae; Streptophyta; Magnoliopsida; Caryophyllales; Amaranthaceae
Product: guanine nucleotide-binding protein subunit gamma 2
Exons: 6
Coding region: 231-506 (91 amino acids)
Biological process (GO): G protein-coupled receptor signaling pathway
Source: RefSeq, a predicted model, not a curated record
CAAAAAUGAACAAAUUUUACAAACAAUAGCCACCCAAUUUCACUUUCAUUUUAAAGCAUUUUCUGUUGGAACUUUCCUCUCGCCCUCUAUCUUUCUCCCCCAUUCUCUCUUCCCGUUUCUUUCCGGCGAACGACCGCCCUGUACUGGCCGCGGCACCAGAUUUUCUAAUUUUAGAAGAAGAAGAGCGCCAAAUAUAGGAGGAGAAAUCAUUUUCGGCGAAUUAGUAAGAUAUGAGUCAGCAGGCUCAAUCAAUUGAUGCAAGAGGGAAGCAUCGGAUUUUAGCUGAAUUAAAGCGGCUUGAACAAGAAACAAGAUUUGCGGAGGAAGAACUGGAGCAGCUUGAAAAGACUGAGAAUGCAAUAGCUGCAUGUAAAGAAUUGCUGGGUAAUGUAGAAGCAAAACCUGAUCCCCUUCUCCCAGAAACCACUGGGCCCGUAAAUCCGUCGUGGGAUCGCUGGUUUGAGGGACCCCAAGACUCAAAGGGUUGCAGAUGCUGGAUAUUCUGAUGUUUGCUGCUAUCAGGUGUUUGUUUGAGAUCUAUGCUAAUUAUAUUGAAAAAUACCAUUUGACAAUACUCAUUGCUGUACAGACUACAGAUGAUAUAUUCUCUUCCUUUACCCUGUAAUUGAAAAGUUUGUGUGCAUUGUAAUACAGACAGAUGAAAUUCGUUCGUUUUACCUUUUUUAUAUCGAGAGUGGCUACUGGUUACAUGGAAA